GCCACCCAUUCGUAACGACUUAUUCAAACGCAAAAAGUCAAGCAUUUUCCGCGCAACUUUUUCUGCAAAUCGUGAAUUUUAUGUUUUCCGCAGAUUCGUCGCAAAAUUCCGCACGCAAAAUCGCCGCUUUCGUGGCCGCGCCUAGUUGUGUAAAGUGACCUUUUCCUCCUGCGAAGUAGGACCGCCAGCAUGCCGAGCGAAAUCAUCACCCUCCAGCUGGGCCAGUGCGGCAACCAGAUUGGGUUUGAGUUUUGGAAGCGGCUUUGUUUGGAGCACGGCAUUUCGCCGUCCGGCGUGCUGCAGGACUUUGCCACGGACGGGAUCGACCGGAAGGAUGUGUUCUUCUACCAGGCGGACGACGAUCACUACAUUCCGCGGGCGGUGCUGCUGGAUCUGGAGCCGCGGGUGAUCCACACGAUCAUGACCUCGCCGUAUGCGAAGUUGUACAAUCCGGAGAAUGUGUAUCUCUCGAAGGACGGUGGUGGAGCGGGAAACAACUGGGCUUCUGGGUUCAGUCAGGGGGAGAAGCUGCACGAGGAGGUGUUUGAUAUCAUAGAUCGCGAGGCGGACGGCAGCGACAGUUUGGAGGGGUUCGUGCUGUGUCACUCGAUAGCUGGAGGAACUGGGUCCGGAAUGGGAUCGUACAUCAUGGAGCGCCUGUCGGAUCACUUCCCGAAGAAGCUUGUCCAGACGUACAGUGUGUUUCCGAAUCAGGACGAAAUCAGCGACGUCGUCGUGCAGCCGUACAACAGUCUGUUGACGCUGAAGCGGUUGACGAGCUGCGCCGAUUGCGUGGUCGUGCUGGACAACACCGCGCUGAACCGGAUCGCAACGGACAGGUUACACCUGGAGAAUCCCAGCUUCACCCAGAUCAACACGCUCGUGUCGACGAUCAUGUCCGUCAGCACAACAACCCUGCGAUAUCCUUCGUACAUGAACAACAACCUGAUCGAACUCAUCGCCCCGCUAAUUCCAACUUCCCAGCUGCAUUUCCUCAUGACCGGUUACACUCCACUCUCAACCGAUACGGACACCGUCAGCGUACAAAAGACCACCGUGCUGGACGUGAUGCGGCGUCUGCUGCAGCCAAAGAACAUGAUGGUCUCCACCGGCCCGGACAAGACCAACCACCACCGCUACAUCUCCAUCCUGAACAUCAUCCAGGGCGAGGUCAACCCGACCCAGGUGCACAAAUCGAUCCAGCGCAUCCGCGAGCGCAAACUCGCUCAGUUCAUCAACUGGGGACCGGCCAGCAUCCAGGUCGCCCUGUCUCGGAGCAGCCCGUACGUCCAAAGCACCCACCGCGUGUCCGGCCUCAUGCUCGCGAACCACACCAGCAUCUGCUCUCUCUUCGAGCGCGCCCUCAACCAGUACGACAAACUGUGCAAACGAGGUGCCUUCCUCGAUCAGUUCAAGCGCGAGGACAAAUUCAAGGACGAUCUGAGCGAGUUUGACGAAAGCCGCGACGUCGUGGACGCGCUCGUGCAGGAGUACGAAGCGGCCACCCAGGCCAACUAUCUCAGCUGGCACGCUAAAAAAGCGACCGGUGAGUAAGCGCCCGAGAGAGUCUUCCCCCAUUUGUGAAUCGUUGUGCCAGAUGAUGUUACAGCAUGUUUUCCUAUGUUCAAUUGUUGCGCACAAAAAUGUCGUCGCCACCCGUCACAAACCCCAGUUAUACGCUUAAAAAUCAGCCUGUCUUGCUCUCUCUACCUUGAAGGUAGCAGGGGAACUCUCGAAUAAACUAACCAAGCACAAA
This is a messenger RNA of Culex pipiens pallens (northern house mosquito), 1756 nucleotides long. Its product is annotated as tubulin gamma-1 chain. NCBI's taxonomy places the organism in Eukaryota, Metazoa, Arthropoda, Insecta, Diptera, Culicidae. Gene Ontology annotation, molecular function: GTP binding; structural constituent of cytoskeleton. Gene Ontology annotation, cellular component: centrosome; cytoplasm; nucleus. The transcript has 3 exons. The record is from RefSeq and is a predicted model, not a curated record. Gene Ontology annotation, biological process: mitotic cell cycle; cytoplasmic microtubule organization; microtubule nucleation. Bases 190 to 1554 code for a protein of 454 amino acids.